Cheilinus undulatus (humphead wrasse) is the source of this 718-nucleotide messenger RNA. Its product is annotated as interleukin-8-like. Gene Ontology annotation, molecular function: chemokine activity; CXCR chemokine receptor binding. The transcript is spliced from 4 exons. Gene Ontology annotation, biological process: neutrophil chemotaxis; inflammatory response; cellular response to lipopolysaccharide. The record is from RefSeq and is a predicted model, not a curated record. Gene Ontology annotation, cellular component: extracellular region. Bases 98 to 391 code for a protein of 97 amino acids. NCBI's taxonomy places the organism in Eukaryota, Metazoa, Chordata, Actinopteri, Labriformes, Labridae.
CAUCACAGUUUAUAUCUGCAGAGAGAAGAGUUCAUCUUAAUGUGAAUAUCUGCAGUCUGCUGUUUUGCACUCUUCCUAGGACUUGGUCGCAACUUUGAUGAGCACAGAAAUGUCUGGCAUCAGUAUUGUGGCACUUCUGGUUUUCCUGGCUGUCCCUGAGGGUAUCAGCCUCGGCAAUCAGGGGUUUGAUCGAUGUCAAUGCAUCACCAAGGAGAAGAGGCCCAUUGGACGGCAUAUAAGAACGGUGCAGGUGAUCCAGCCAAGCUCACAUUGCCAAGACAUGGAGAUUGUUGCCACGCUCAAAAAGGAUGGGAAAAGGGUUUGUCUGGACCCUAAUGUACCUUGGGUCAAAAAGACACUUGAAAGGCAACAGACUCAGCAGACGCCUUGAAAAAUCACCUUCAGCUUUGACUCACAUUUAGAAAGAGAUUUCAGGACACAUCACUUAUCACUCCUGAAGUUCAAAGUGGAAUGUGGAAAGAUGAGUUGCAGCUGAUGUGAGACUUAAAUCACUAUUUUUUAAAAGUAUUUGAGUACUCUGAGUGCUUGCAGGACAGAUUAGCAGGUUAACACAAAAGUAUAUUAAUAUGCUAUGCAAAAUGUUACUAUAUGAGUUACUAGGUAAGCAGUUACAAUACUUUCAGAUGCAGGGUGUUUAUUUCAAGAUCUGUGUCAAAAAACUGUACUGGCUUUACAUCCAAUAAAAUUCUCAAAUUAA